Messenger RNA from Sus scrofa (pig), 5115 nucleotides. It is a transcript of the gene TSPAN9, whose product is annotated as tetraspanin 9. Gene Ontology annotation, cellular component: plasma membrane. The record is from RefSeq and is a predicted model, not a curated record. NCBI's taxonomy places the organism in Eukaryota, Metazoa, Chordata, Mammalia, Artiodactyla, Suidae.
AGAACCUGCCCGGCAUAUAGAAAGCACUGCAGCUGUUGGUGAUGACAGUGAGGAUGAUUGCCUAGCUUUCCUAUUGGAUCACCUGGUCCCUCCUUUUUUCCCCAGUAGGACAGGGCCCCUUGUCUAUAUUUACUGAUGAAUAUGGGAAAACUUUGGCCUCAGCUUAACCCCACCGAGUGUGCCCUUAGUUUCCUUGGUGCCCACUCACUCCCCCUCCUGCCCAGCACAUCCUCACCGCUCCUGCCCCCACAGCGAGAGCCAGCCUUGGGCUGCUUGCAGGUGACAGCAGACAGUCAAGUUUCCUUGCCUUGAUUUCCCCUAUCUGUAACCCGUGGGAGAACAUUUAGCCCUCCCCUUCCUUGUACCAGCGCCUCCAGGGCUGUGAAUGGUGUCAGGUGGCAUCUAUUAAGGGAGGCCAGCCGGUUAGAGCAGGACUUUGCUGUACGAUGUGAGAGGGUCCGGGCCAGGGCCAGGGCUGAGCCUCGGGGCCUGGUCAUGCAGGAACCACUCAGCUUGGCGUGGGCUGGGAGUGGAGCUGAGCUCCCUUGGUGUGGUUCUGGGAGCAGAGCACGUCCCCCGGUUGUUCUACCCACAGUGGAGCAAGUGGGAUGUUGUUGAGAAAGUCAGACACAGAAUGUUCUGACCCCAGACUGGACAGUGCUUUUUGCCCUCAGGAUGCUUACAAAGGGGCAGCAGAAGGCUUACCGAAAGGAGGAAGCUCUCAGAGCUGUGAAUAACCAGGGUCAUUGCCUUCCCUUUGGGCGCCAGGCACUGUGCUGGGCGCUCCUUUGUGAAAUGAGGAAAACCAGGCUCAGAGCUUCCUGAACUCCCCCCCCCCCCCCAGGCAAGGUCACCCAGUGGAAUAUACUGGAGACGGGAUUUAAACAUGCAUCUGGGGGGAUUCCAAAGUCCGUGUUGUUUCCAGGUGGGGAAAGCUGACUCCGAGGCAGAGUUCCCAAAUCUGUGACUUUCUGGAGCCUUGUUGUGAAAUCUCUCAGCACGUGAUGUUUGUGUGUUCUCUUUUCUGCCCAAAGUCUCAGCCUCCCCUCCCUCCCCCCUCACCUGGCUGCUGGGCUGGUGUUGAACUGAACCCCUCUGCCUCUUUUCCUCCCUCCUAAGACCUGGGGGGGAGAGGGAGCUGUAGCAGAAUUUAAGAAGUGCAACAUGGCCAGGGGCUGCCUCUGCUGCUUGAAGUACAUGAUGUUCCUCUUCAAUUUGAUAUUCUGGCUCUGUGGCUGUGGGCUGCUUGGAGUGGGCAUUUGGCUCUCCGUGUCCCAAGGCAACUUUGCCACCUUCUCCCCCAGCUUCCCCUCGCUGUCUGCAGCCAACCUCGUCAUCGCCAUAGGCACCAUCGUCAUGGUGACGGGCUUCCUGGGCUGCCUGGGGGCCAUCAAGGAGAACAGGUGCCUCCUCCUCAGUUUUUUCAUCGUCCUGUUGAUCAUCCUCCUGGCGGAGCUGAUCUUAAUUAUCCUCUUCUUUGUCUACAUGGACAAGGUGAACGAGAAUGCCAGGAAGGACCUCAAGGAAGGUCUGCUGCUGUACAACUCGGAGAACAACGUGGGGCUUAAGAACGCCUGGAACAUCAUCCAGGCCGAGAUGCACUGCUGUGGCGUUACCGACUAUACAGACUGGUACCCCGUGCUGGGGGAGAACACGGUUCCUGACCGCUGUUGCAUGGAGAACUCCCAGGGCUGCGGCCGCAACAGCACCACCCCGCUUUGGAAGACGGGCUGCUACGAAAAGGUGAAGAUGUGGUUUGACGACAAUAAGCACGUGCUUGGCACGGUGGGCAUGUGCAUCCUGAUCAUGCAGAUCCUGGGCAUGGCCUUCUCCAUGACCCUCUUCCAGCACAUCCACCGGACUGGGAAAAAGUACGACGCCUGAGCGGGCUGGCCGCGCGCCCCGGCCCACGCGGACACUGUGCCAGGGAGGAAGACUUCAGCUGUGUGUCGCCUGCCCACACCCUGCAGACUGCUGACCUCUGCGCCCACCUCCCGGGUCCGCCUCUCGCCACCUGCCUGGGCCUUCUUGGUGGGCGGAGGCCGGGGAGGAGGAGGCGCGGAGACCUUGGGGUGCCCGGGCAUCCAGAUUCCUGCAUCUGUGUAUUUGCCAAAGAAGACAGGGUGGGCGGGGGGCAUGCUCUGGGAGCCCCCGGCACUGAUGCGUUACUGCCCUGCCCUUCCUCAGCUGACACUUUUUCCCCUCGUGGGGGGCGCAGUGUUGCCUCCUGGUGGAGAGACUGCCCAGCGGAGAGGGGUGCGCUGGCGGGGGUGGGGCUGAGCGCCUCCCGCCAGGCCCCUGGGAGCGUCUCGCCCAGGCUUUUUAUACCUUAACAGUGUAACUUUUUUAUUUUAUUUUACUCUGAUUACGAUUAUUCAGGAAUACGCUCUCUCAGAUAAGUUUAGGGUUAGCUUUCUGAUUCAUAACUUUUUACUGCGUUGAUUUCUGUAAUGGUUUGAUUUUCUUUCUGAGGGUGGGGAUGGGUGGGGACAGAGGACGUCCGUCCGGUUUCCAUCGGGACAGACCACUGCACACACUCAGGAGGCUCUCGCCAGGGUGCACUGAGCGGCGGGGAGGGAAGCCUGGGAGAGAAGCCUGGGAGAGGGAGGUGAGAUGGAGGCACGGGGGUGGGGGGCAGUAUGGGGAGUGGCCGGCGCGAGAGGCCAGGGCAGGGGUCCUCUCGGGCUGGGGGUACUUUGCUGGGAAUGAGGCCAAGUGGUCAUGGGUCCUUGUGUGUCAUUGAUGAGCAGUUCUUUUUCCCUAUUUCUUCCCUCCUGGCCUCUGGCAGCCGGGAGGCUCCCCUUCCACCCCUGCGGGCAUUCCCGCCACAGGUUCUGCAAACCGGUUACUUUCACAGACAUUCCUGCUAGAAACUCUGGGACAAAUACCUCUUUAGUUCAGAUGCUGCUCACUCUCUCACGUUGCUUCUGGAAGGGGAAGCAGUCCUUCCGCAGAACUGCUCAGACAGUGACAGGGGACCCACGGCCCCAGAGACGGGAGGGGAGGGUGCCACUGGGCUGCUGACUCCCUGCUGGGGGAGAGGGAGGUCCAUCUGGGUCCUGGGACCCUCCUCUCCCUCCUGGAGCUCAUUGAGGCUAGGGUGGCAGGCAAUCAUGAGCUCGGUGACCUUGAGGGAAAAAACAGAAACCCAAGAGCAGUGAGAUGCGACUCUCCAGUAGCCCCAGGACAAGGCGGUCUGAGUCAGGGCCUGGAGAUGGCCGGGGUAGGGGGGCACUCGGCUGCAGCAAGGUGCCCACACCAAGGCUUAUACUGGUCUAAGAAAGUUGUGCAGUUUAAAAAAAAAAAAAAAGGCCAAUAAUCCAUGGGGCUGAUCUUGGAAACAACGUUCCCCACCAGCUAGCACUUCCCCACCCAGGCCUGUCUGGGCACUGCCUUUGUCCUGCACCAUCUGGCUGGGUGCCUUGCUCUCCCGCAGGGUCUGUGUCUCCUCUCCACCUCUACCUGCCUGUUCCAGGAGCCAGGACCUGGCCACCCAGCCAGCACCCCCGCCCCCUGUGUACUGUCUGAAGUAGGAGACAGGCGGGACCAGGUGUACAGACCUGGUGUGUCCAGGAGCCUUACUUUCAGGUAGUGGGGAGCAGAGUGGGGUGGUCUCGGUCUUAGGGAGAGUAAAGACCACCUCCUGAGACAGGAGUGGGGUGCUGAUGGGAAGCCUGUGGGCAGGGCUUUGGGUGCUCAUGCCCACCCCCCGCACCCCCCGUGGCCCUGUCUUCCUGGGAGGGAGCUUCUGCCAUCUCCCGGGAGCCCAGACCUGCAGAGCCCAGAGCAGAUAAAUCGCCACAGCACCAUGAAGGACCCUGGGCAAACAAGCCUUCAGGUGGCACAGGGGAUGGCAUUAUAAUGAGUUGGGGCCGGGGGGUUGUGUUUAUGCCUAUCAAUGCAAUUUUUAAUUUUUGUGAAAACGAACAGUAAAAGCCCAGCCCCUCCCAGCCCUAGGGAGGGCGUAAGGCCUCCCUGGUGUCUUGUGUUUCUGGAGCUUUAGGGGGGCCGUGUGGCCCUGGGGCCCUCUCCUGUCUCCCUCCUCCUGCCAGCCCCUGCCUCAUCUGUCUGUCCACAGAGCCCUGUCCAAAGGUCCCCAAACUGCCUUCCUGCCCGACCCUGUACUUGGUGUUUUGGUUAUUUGGCCGAAUCCACACUGGACAGCAGGGUCCAUGCAUGGAGCGGGGGGGCUCUCUGAGCCCCUUGCCUGCUGUGUAGAGCGGUCCCCACCCCCACAGAAGGCAUCCUAUGACGUCGGUGAUGCGGCCCAACACCUUCUCAGUUUCUCCCAACUGUGAUCCCACGGGCAGAAUGAUGGGAGUGAGUCCCCUCCCUGGUGCACCGCCCCCCCCCCCCCACAAGGUCAGUGUUAGUUCAGUGAUGCAGGCAGGCCACAGAGUUGGCCCCCAAGCCAAGGUUCUGCAGCCUUCAGGGGCGUGUCUGCCUCCACGGCCUUUCUCUGCAGCCACCUCGCAGGGGAUGUGAUCGAGCAGCACUGAGCUGCCCUUGGGGGCAACACCGGUGCCCACGACCGCCGCCCCGCUGGGGGAGUGCUGCCCCUCCCUGGCAGUGUGGGCUUGCAUGGUGGCCUCUCACUCUGAAAGGGGUGCUGACUCACUCCAGCCCCUCACUCAGGAGUUCUGGUUUGACGCUGACCCCCUUGCUUUGGUGGCCAAAGAGUGGUCCAGGUGGAUGGGAAGGACGUCCUUGUUUCUCCGGCCCCUGCCCACCCGCUGGUGGAGGUGCUAACAGCAGGGACCCGGCAAGGACGGGAGCUGGGGACGGGUGCCUGGGGUCCACUCCGCCCCUCGGCCCUUCAGAGCCGCCUCUUGUGCUCCUGUCCUCCCAUCCCCCUCUGCCGCUGUGGGGCUGAGGUCUGGGGCGCAUCCUGGCUUCCCUCCCUGACCAGGCCCUGGGGGUGGGGGUGGGGGCACAGCGGGGGGCUGGUGCCCACACCCUGCCUGCCUGGGGGGGCACAUGUGCUGGUUUCAGUGCACUUUUCUGCUUGUGAUGCCGUCUCUGUGCGCCUCCUUCAUCCUGGUCCCAGCUUUAUGGAACGCCAUGUUUUUAGCAUGUUUUUAAAUAAAAAUUGAUAACGUGUCAAAAGCACAAGGA